Messenger RNA from Paralichthys olivaceus (Japanese flounder), 3102 nucleotides. It is a transcript of the gene ccdc85al, whose product is annotated as coiled-coil domain containing 85A, like. The record is from RefSeq and is a predicted model, not a curated record. NCBI's taxonomy places the organism in Eukaryota, Metazoa, Chordata, Actinopteri, Pleuronectiformes, Paralichthyidae.
GUGUGUGCGCUCCUCUCUCCUCCCCUGCGCGCACAGGACUGAUCUCUGAUGCCCAAACCGAGGCGAUAACUCCCAGCGCCAGUCUGCUGCAUAGACUCUGCUGCGAGGAUGUUGCAGUGAUAGACGGCGGAGCAUCAUCAUCGUCCCCCCAUCAGCUGCUUCCUCAGCCGGCAUCGUCAGCUGUUGCUCCACAGCAGAGAGAGUGGAAGUCUCGGAAGCUGCAGAAAGAAAAGAAAAAAGGGACAAACUAUGCGACUGAUUCCCGAUCGGUAACCGUCUUUCCAGCCUGAAAAAGUCGAACGGGGAGCGGAUGCGAGCAGAGGUCGCCGACGAGCCUCUGAGUAUUUUCUGCCCUUUGUCGGUGCCGGAGGAGCCGUGCCCAUGGAGAAAGCCACUCCGCCGCCCCAGCCCCAGCUCCAGCUGUCGAUAGCCAAGACGGAAAGUCCGGCGGAGGACAUCUCCGGGCUCACGGACGAGGAGCUGCUCAAGUGGUCCAAGGAGGAGCUGGUGCGGCGGCUGAGGCGCUCCGAGGCCGACAAGAUGAGCGUGAUCCUGGACCACGGCAAUCUCAUCCGGGAGGUCAACCGCAGCCUCCAGCUGCACCUGAACGAGAUCCGGGGGCUGAAGGACAUUAACCAGAAGCUGCAGGAGGACAACCGUGAGCUGCGGGAUUUGUGCUGCUUCCUAGACGAUGACCGCCAGAAAGGGAAGCGUGUCUCCAGGGAGUGGCAGCGCCUGGGACGAUACAGCGCCAGCAUAAUGCGCAAAGAGGUGACUCUAUACCUCCAAAAACUCAAGGAGCUGGAGCUGCGACAGGAGGAGGUAAUCCGCGAGAACAUGGAGCUGAAGGAGCUGUGUCUGUUGCUGGACGAGGAGAAGGGAGUGGUGGGUGGAGGUGGUGGCGGCGGAGGUGGAAGUGGAAGUGUAGGGGUUGUAGGGAUGGGAGGGUGCCGCAACUCAAUAGACAGCCAGAAUAGUUUGCUGCUGGUGCCUGGACAGGGGCUCCUGAUGAGAGAUGUAGGGGACGGGAGUAGCACCUCCAGUGCUGGCAGUGCCGACAGCUCCGAUCACCCUCAUCAUAAGCAGCCUCACCUGGCUGCGGGAGUGGGUGGAGUUGGCAGUGCUGGGGAAAAAGGAAGCCCUGAGCUUGUACAUAAACCCAGAUGUAGCAGCAUCAGUGGAAUAGGAGGGGACAGGGAUGUGUCCAGCCCUGUCCACCCAACUGGGCGUCACCGGAGUACAAGCCUGGAGUACCCGUACACCCUGCCCCAGCUCAGCCGACCCCGCUGCGGCUCCAUUUCCGUGCCUGACCACAGUCGAUCCAUACGAGGCCUCAGCCCGGAAAAAUACGGGAGGAACGUGGGGCGCCGCAGUCCAGAGCAGCACCCCAAGCACCACAGCUCCGAUCUCCUCCUGGGACAGAGGCAGCACUUCCUGGGCCAGGGGGGCAGCGGAGAGAUCUUCCAGAGGCACCACAGGAGCAGCAUCAGCAGCACAGGCUGUGGGAGUCCCGAGCCCCGACAGGCACAUUUAGGGUCCGGUGAGCAUCACGAAAAGGGCUGCGUGGUCCCAGGGGGCAGCCCUGAAAUUCACAGGCACCAGUACAGUAUGAGCCCUGACCAUGUGAAGUUCAGCAGCCCUGUGAGAGAUGGGCAGAGGAGGCCGGCUGGAGACGAGCUGUCGCCACAUCACCGAAGCAUCUACAAUGGCAUGAAUGGGGAACCAAGCAACCCAAGAGGAUUAUGUAACAGGAAAUGGUGGUGAAGACAGCAACUCCCAUGAUCCAGCGCUGCUUCACAACAUCAUCAAACUAAGUUUUUUGUUAUUGUUUUGACUCAAAGACCCCAUGCGGUUGAAGUAACAUAUUGUGCAUUAAGGUCCUGACCAGUACUGCUCACAAAGUACUUAAAAAAGAUUUUUUUUGGACAGCAACUUUUUCUUUUCCUGGGACACAAGAACUGAAGGAGCAAAGGAAUCUGUGGUCAGAGGUGUCAAGAUAGAGUCAAGAGGCUGUCUUGUGUGUAAGGGCAGUAAAGCUGAGUGUGAUAGUGUGAUGUCUUACACUUGAAACAGCUCGAGAGAGCAUUACCAGUGGACCAAGCUGUUCAGUCUGUCACUCAUCAACCCAAAUGAAUCCUUGUUUUCUUGCCUCACUGUCUGCCUCCUCCUCUUUGUCUGUUUCACUAUAUCUCUUUGACACACUUGAUGAUUAAAGUAGAGAUAAAUCUGUCUGGCUGUGGGUGUGCAUGUUUGUGUGUGGUUCUCAUUUAGCCACCCUGUGAAGGCUGUUGCCGUUCCGUUCGCUGUCACUUGCACCAUUGCAGCACAGAUUGAAACAGACGAUGGGGAAAUGUGGAAAAAGUUGUAAAUGCGGCUUAAGGCAACACAACACAAAGUGGAGGCCAUCUGAAUCUCCUUUUAGUUUUACUUUACUUUCAUCAUGUAAUGCUUUGCGUUUGAAGUUUGACCAGAGAGAUUAAACAUAGGCCCUGUUCAGACCUGGUAUUAACAUGCAUCCUUAGAGAUCCAAUCACAAGUGGACAGCUCUCUGUCUGUUCCCACUUUUUAUUAAAUGCACCUGAAUGUGUCUCCUGUGACCACUUGUGAUCGGCUCUUCCUCUCUCUAUGUUUAAGGGACAGAAAGAAUAAUAGUGCAAUUUUAUCAAGUUAAGAAAAGUAUCAAUCAUUACAUGGUGAACAGUGUUGCUAUUGUGGCAUUGACUAACAAAUAAAUGUAUGGACACUGAGAGGCAUAGACAUUCAUUUAAACUGUAGCCGCUCUGAGACGUCAGUGUAGGCGGUCCUUCAUAUGUGACCCAGGAUGCAUUGGCUUUCACACGGUGGAAAGAAUGUGGCCACAUGUGUGAGUGAUCGGAUCUCAGUGCGUUUAGACCUGAACUUAGUGCUGACCACUUGUGAUGGGAUUGUUUAGGAUAGAUGUUAUUACCAGGUCUGAUAUGGGUCAUAGAAAUAUGAAGAAAUACAUGUAUUUGUGCCAAGUAGACAGAUCAGAUGCUGCACUUAAGUCAUUGACGGGUGAAUAAACUAUUAGUUACACCACUUGACUGAAUUUUGGACAGAGCCAGUCCUUUUGCACAGCUA